AUCAUCCUCACCCUUUAGUAACUCUUGUUUUUAAUGCUAUGAGUAUUUUGUCAAGAUGAUGUCUGUCACCUUCAUCCUCAUCCUCACUCUUUUCACUUCCCAAGCAGUGGCUGAUUGUGCAAUACAAAAAGUAGACAAAUGCCACAACAAGGAAAAAGCUCUGCCUCUCAAAAUCAUAGCUAUCUUCGCUAUCUUUGUUGCUAGCAUCCUUGGUGUGUGCCUGCCCUUGGCGACGCAUUCAAUCCCUGCUCUUGGCCCUGAAAGCAAUUUCUUCAUAAUCGUCAAGAGUUUCACAGCUGGAAUUAUUCUCGGGACCGGGUUCCUUCAUGUUCUUCCUGAAGCAUAUGACCAGCUCUGGUCUGAAUGCUUGCCAGAGAAACCAUGGCAUGAGUAUCCAUUUCCUGGGCUCGUGGCUAUGUUUUCUGCAAUAAUUACCAUGAUGGUGGAUUCUUUGGCUACUAGCUUUUGUUUCAAAAAGCAUAGAAGACCUGAAGAUAUUCCACAUCAGGACCAUCAUGAAGGUGGAGAUCAAGAGAUGGGUAGUGUUGUUAAUUUUGGGCAUCCCCGUCAUCGACCCCAUCAAGAGAUCAAUGCAUCAAACAAGGAGUCCCAACUUAUGCAUUUUCGUGUAGUCGCCUCGGUUUUAGAACUUGGAAUUGUUGUUCAUGCAGUGGUGGUAGGACUUUCCAUGGGAGCCUCAGACAAUACAUGCACAAUAAAAAGUCUCGUGGCCGCCAUGUGCUUCCAUCAACUGUUUGAAGGCAUGGGGCUUGGUGGAUGCAUUCUCCGGGCUGAGUACAGUAUGAUGAAGGUAGCAAUCUAUGUGUCCUUCUUCUCAGUGAUAACCCCACUUGGAAUUGCCGUAGGAAUGGCAAUAACCACAAUCUACAAUGAGAACAGUCGAGGUGCACUCAUUACUGUGGGAUUGCUUAAUUCAGCAUCUGCUGGUAUUUUAGUCUACAUGUCUUUGGUUGUCCUGCUUGCUACCGAUUUUAUGAGUCCAAGGUUGCAGGGGUGCAUUAGGCUUCAAUUAAAAUCUUACGUGGCAGUCUAUUUGGGUGCAGGUGCCAUGUCUCUCGUGGCAAAAUGGGCUGCCUAAUUUUCCCAUACCUACUUUUUUAAUGUUAAUUAAUGAACCUCUUCUAAGUUGGCACUGCCAAGCUUUGAUAAGGAGUUUACCAUGUGAAAUAGGAAGUUUGAUAGUGAUGUGAUUCGCGAUCAAGUUAAAAUGAUUUUCUCUAGAUUUGUUACUUUAUACAUCAAUGAAUUCGAAUUCAUGUUAAUGUGUUGUUAGCACUCACUCUAUUAAGAGAA
This is a messenger RNA of Lotus japonicus, 1314 nucleotides long. RefSeq names its product fe(2+) transport protein 1-like. The record is from RefSeq and is a predicted model, not a curated record. Gene Ontology annotation, cellular component: plasma membrane. The transcript has 3 exons. The coding region runs from base 56 to 1099 and encodes 347 amino acids. Gene Ontology annotation, molecular function: zinc ion transmembrane transporter activity. Lineage: Eukaryota; Viridiplantae; Streptophyta; Magnoliopsida; Fabales; Fabaceae. Gene Ontology annotation, biological process: zinc ion transmembrane transport.